Molecule: messenger RNA, 2837 nt
Organism: Blepharisma stoltei
Lineage: Eukaryota; Ciliophora; Heterotrichea; Heterotrichida; Blepharismidae
Source: the annotation of a GenBank genome assembly
AUGUCAGAAUUGAAUUUUUAUAUAAGACUAUCUCUGUAUCAAUAACUUUAUGAGCAAAGAGAGUGCACUCAUUAUUAAACUAAAUAAAUAAAUUAUAAAUUGCAAUUCUUAUUCCAUUAGCUUCAACGGAUUUUUGGUAUUUAUGCUUUAUUCACUUUACUAUAUUUAGGAUUUAUUUGAAGAAGGGUUCAAAUGAAAAUGGCUUUAAAACUUAUCUAUUUCGUAAUUAUUAUAUGAUGGCGAAGAAAUGCUUCAAGCCAGGGUGUAUGAAUGAGGUUGAGUAUGCAUGCAAAUGCUCUUUUCCUGAAACUUUGUUGUGCAUAGAACAUAUUGGAGAGCAUGAAAAAUUGCCUAAUAGAGUUCAUAAUGUUGAAUCAAUUUUUAUGCAGCCUUGUGAAGGGACAAAAGAAGCAAUCCUUGAAUUCCUUACAAAAGAAAAUUCAAAAUUUAGCGAGUUACGAAAAAUAAUUAUAGAUUCCAGCAGCCAGUGUCUUUCCAAUUCAGAGAAAGAUUUAGGGGAUUUUUUAAGCAAGUUGGAUUGCUAUGUAGAUGAAAUAAAUCAUUUCUUUGCAAAGAUUUCCCAAGCUACAAAUUUAUUAAAGUCAGAACAAGAUCCAAUUUUAAGAUUAUUGAGUUUACAGCCUCAAGAAGCUAUUGAGAAAAUGAAAUUGAUGACUAUAGCUAGCAGAGAUUGAUACAACGGUGCAAAGCUGUUUUAUAUAUUUAACCAAAAGUUAGAGAGUCUAAAUAGAUCCUUCUUUACAGAAAUAUUUAAGGCAUAUCUAGAAAAAAGGGAUAUGCAAAAUGCAUCUGUAAUGCAUAAUAAAACUAGCAAGCCAACAAGUAUAGAGUCAGCAAACGUUAAAGCAAGCUUGCUUAAUUCUCACAUAAGCAAUGCUGCUAAUGAUCUCAAGAGAGUUCCCAAUAAAACAGAAAGUGCUUUAAACGAUAUAGACAUCUUAAGAAAUAAAACAGCGGAGAUUUUGAGUAGACCAAACAAUCCAAAAUUAGAAAAAGAUUUCAGAGCAACUUGUUCAGCAAUUCAGACCCAUUCUAGCCUUCAUGAUCCACCACUAAUGCAAGCUUACCAAGAUUAUCUUAAAGCUUAUCAACAAAAGACAUCUCUUUAUAAUAUUGCAAAAGAUAAUCACAACAGAGUUUAUUUGCACAUUUAUAACAGUGAAACUGAAACCCUAGAAGACAUAUUCUUGCAGAACAAAAAAAAUUCACUAGACUCAGUCACUUGCAUAACUCAAGUUCCAAAUGGUAAGCUAUUCUGUUUUGGCAAUGGCUGAAAAUCUGGAAUUACAGUGCUGAUUGAUGCGGAUGGUGAAGCUGAAAUUCUGCCAUCUGGAACUCCUUGCGGAUACUCAUCAUGUAUCUAUUUCAAAAACAGUGUCUAUUGCUUUGGAGGAUUUAAUAAUGAACUCAAAGAUUUAUCUCUAUCCAUAAGAUUUGAUUUGGAUCAAAAUCGAUGAAUACAAUUAACUCCAAUGCCAAGAGCUGAUUAUGGAUGCAAUAGUAUAAUAUUUAAUGGAAAUAUUUUGAUUUCUGGAGUUAUAAAUAGAAAUCUUUUGCUAUACUCAAUUGAUAUUAACUCUUUCUCGACAAUUCCUUAUGAGUUCACAGCGCAUAAAAGAAAGAUCCUGAUAAAUGAAAAGAGACUGUAUCUGAUUGAAUGUCCUAAUGGAUCAAUCUAUGAAAGCGAAAUUGGAAGCUACUUGAAUUGGAGGAGAAUAUCAGAAUCAAAAAUCAAUUGUGUUCCUGAUCAAAUUUAUUGUUCAUAUAAUAAAGGAUUUAUAUGCAUCUCAACUAUUUCCGCAUCUUCAUCAGCUAGAGAAUAUUAUUAUUUUAAUUUAUGACAAAAAAACAUUAUUGAUGUUGCUUAUUAUAAUACACAUGUCUCAAUUAAAAGAGUAGGCAACAAGAUUGAAGCAAUAAGAUGAUUUAAGCAGAAUAAGAUCGAUCCUUAUUAUCUAAAUGAGUGCAAUGCAAAAGGAAUUGCUUUAAGCGAUUUAGGAAAAAAUCUAGAAGAAAUCGAAUGCAUUGACCAAGUAAUCAAAAUCAAUCCAAAAAAUGCUAAUUAUUACAAUAAUAAAGGAAAAGCUUUUUAUGAUAUAAAAAGAUACCGAGAAGCAAUCAAAUGCUAUGAAAGAGCAAUCAUACUCAAUCAAAAAGAGGCUAAUUUCUACAAUAAUAAAGGCAAAGCCUUUUAUGAUCUAAAAAGAUACCUAGAAGCAAUCAAAUGCUAUGAUGAAGCAAUCAAAUUCAAUCCAAACGACGCUGAUUUAUACAAUAAUAAAGGCGAUGCUUUUUAUAGUUUAGGAAGAUAUCUAGAAGCAAUCGAAUGCCAUGAAGAAGCAAUCAAACUCAAUCCGAGCAAUUCUGAUUCCUACUAUAAGAAAGGAUAUGCUUUAAAUGAAUUAGGAAGAUAUCCAGAAGCAUUAGAAAGCUAUGAAGAAGCAAUCAAAAUCAAGCCAUAUAAAGCCAAGUAUUAUAAUGAUAAAGGCACUACUCUUUAUGUUUUAGAGAGAUAUCAAGAAGCAAUACAAUGCUAUAAUAAGGCAAUGAUACUUGAACCCAAUAAUCCUUUGCAUUUCUGCAACCGAGCUAGAGUAUUUAAUAAUCUCAGAAAAGAAGUAGCAGCUUUGCAGGACUUUAAUAGGGCUUAUAAUUUGAGAGGAAAAAAUCAAGAAAAUGUUUUUAUCACUAGGAAUGAAUGGAACCUUUCUGAAAAAGAAAUCAAUUUUAUUAACGACUUAUUAGGCCAAGAUCGUAUUGAACUACGCCAAAAAAGCAGAUUUAGAAUAAAAUUUGGUUAUAAUAAGCCAUUAUAA